AUGGACGAAAAAUCCGAUGCUUCCGAUUGGUAUUUUACAGGAAAAAUAAUUUUAAUGAAAGACAAUUUCCAAGAAAUAAAAAGAUCGAGAGUUGGUAGAGGAGGAACUGAUCUACUAAAAAAGAUCAAUGAAUACGAAGGCGAAAAUUGUUACAUACCUACAGAUGGUCAUUGUUUUAUCAAAUGCGUCAAUCGUGUUUUAAACGAAGACUACACGAGAGAAUUUCAAGAAUACAUCAACGGGUUUUCAAAAGCAAAUAGAAAAGGAGUGAUGACUUGUGCUAGAAUGAAGGAAUUCAACAAGAAAUUCAACACUUCGUUUCAAAUUUAUAAUCCCAAAAACAGACAUUUUCAUCCCAGAGACGUUCACGAUGAAUUAGAUUGGGUUUUUUACUUACACAACUCGCAUUUCUGUCUGAUUAGAAGAAGCCAAAAAAGUUUGGGAAUUCAGGAAAUAGAAGACAAUUACGAACAGGUGUGGAAAACGUGUAGAGACGAUAACGCAGUAACACAGGUUUCACCCCUCAAACUAAACGUGCUUUCAAGUAUGAGCGAUGAUGCGUUAUUCGCUUGGGAUUGCGAAACGUAUUCAGAAAAAGACACGCGAAGAGCAAUUCCUUAUGCCUGCACCUUAAUUAAUUUAGAAAAACUAAGAAAAAAGUUAGAAACAAUAAAAAAUAUCUUUCCAAAUAUAAAUCCUACUGAUAAUGUUCCAGAAGAAUUUUAUGAUAAACUAAUGAAUGUAGUAGAACUAUUUGUAGAGUCUGGCAAGUUUUUGAAACCGACCAUUAGAUAUCUCACUGGUUUGACGGUGUUGGUGAUUGGCCACGUGGUGGAUUCUCCCGUUAAAGUCAUGCUACCUACCGUGUUACGACGAAGAAAAGAAAUUUCGAUGUCUUUGGUUAAAGAGUUGAAUAUUCUCGUUUCCACUUCUACGGAAGGAGUGAUUACCGGUAUGUGA
Molecule: messenger RNA, 960 nt
Organism: Lottia gigantea (owl limpet)
Lineage: Eukaryota; Metazoa; Mollusca; Gastropoda; Lottiidae
Exons: 2
Coding region: 1-960 (319 amino acids)
Source: RefSeq, a predicted model, not a curated record